Necator americanus (New World hookworm) is the source of this 2529-nucleotide messenger RNA. RefSeq lists its product as uncharacterized. Lineage: Eukaryota; Metazoa; Nematoda; Chromadorea; Rhabditida; Ancylostomatidae. The record is from RefSeq and is a predicted model, not a curated record. The coding region runs from base 1 to 2529 and encodes 842 amino acids. The transcript is spliced from 3 exons.
AUGAAUGACGGUACACUCGUCAUUCGUGGAGAGAAGGUUCCGUCGCGAAAUGUAGGCGGUGUUGGUUUCGUUGUGCACCCAUUUGUCGUCCAUCUCGUCGAUUCUCACGAGAUCCUGUCACCUCGUCUGGCCAUUCUUCUCCUCCGCCCUCUGCGCCAAAAAUCCAUCAGAGCUGAAGCACUCCGCAAUGAGAAGUCCUUCUACAAAUUCGUUGUCGGAGACUUCAACGUAAAACUAGGAAAGGCCACAGAAGAGGAAUGCAGGAUUGAAAGAUUUGGACUAGGGGAUCGGAAUGAAAAUGGCAAUCGUCUCGCCGGGCUGUUGUCCGCCGCUCGCCUCUUUCAUGGGAACUCUCUUUUCAUGAAAAAAGAUCAACGUCGGUGGACAUGGGAAUCGCCCAAUGGCGCGAUUCGUGCGGAGAUCGACCACAUACUCACCAACCGGAGGUGGUGUCUACUUGACGUCUCAAUAGUACCAUCCUUUUGUAGUGGUUCUGAUCAUCGUCUCCUUCAUGCGAAAAUACGGCUUAGCCACACGAUGGAAAAGAACAUUUGCUAUCGGCAACGAAGAAGAAAAGAAGUCGUCUACGACGAUUGCGUACUCGAGGACUCCCUAUCCCAAGGUGACUGGCACAUCGAGGAGGACCCAAACGUGGACUACGAGAUGCUGCUCAGAGGAUUACGAGCCUGUGCUGAACGUGCCUCGAAGCCGCGCACGACAAACUUGGAUCGAAUUUCGAAGACCACCAAGGAAUUGUUAGGAAGAAGAAGGGCUUUGACGCUUGAUCCGAAUGCAUCGCACAUUGAGCGGUUAGUAGCAAACACUAGCUGCAGAAAAGCGUUGCAGGUGGAUCUUUUGAAGUACAGGCAGAAGAAGAUUCUAGAAGCAGCACAAAGAAGAACGAGUCUGAAGAAGUGCCGCAGGGAUCUCCGCGAAUAUAAUAUUCCGCUAGCAACCUUGCUGAGCGAAGACGGGACUCGCACGUCUUCUCGUCGUGAGAUGGAAAUCAUUACGGAGAGGUUCUACUCGAACCUUUUCCGUUCAUCAACUCCUGUGUCAAGCCCAAUCAUCCCCACUGGCGAAGCUCCACCACGGAUUCUCCCUUCGGAAGUACGAGUCGCUAUCAAGAGCAUGAAACCUGGCACAGCCCCCGGACCUGAUUUUAUAUCAGCAGACUUUCUUCGGGCUGGUGGCCAUCCGCUUCAUGUAAUCUUAACAGCGCACAUGACAUCCUAUCUUCAGAAAGAAAGGAUCCCAGACCAGUGGAAGACCUCGCGAACCGUUCUUAUCCAUAAGAAAGCCUCAAGAACAAGCUGGAUUCCGCCAGGGGUUCAGCUGCUUGGACCACAUCCAGACGUGUGUAGAGUCAUAGAGGUUUGCCGGGAAUACCGCCUGCCCCUUGUUCUAACCUUCGGCGACUAUGAGAAAGCCUUUAACAGCGUAGAAACGAAUGCAAUACUGUCAGCGCUGGUCGAUCAAGGUGUGGACGCGUAUUAUGUGAGGACAUUAGCCAACUGCUACGAACAAUGCAGGACUAGGAUACAGCUUUUCCACCGCCCUCUCACCAUACCCAUUGGAAAGGGGGUACGACAAGGCGACACUAUGUCGCCAAAGCUGUUUACGGCUGCAUUGCAAUGGAUAAUGAAAUCACUUUCCUGGGAAGAAAGGGGCAUACGUGUUGAUGGAAGAUUUCUCUCGAAGCUUCGUUUCGCGAACGACAUCGUUCACUUUUCGAGCAGUACCAAUGAAGCAGAAACGAUGCUCAACGAAUUGAACGAAGCAGGGAAGAGAAUAGGACUAAGAAUAAACAGAAGGAAGACACGGUUCAUGAAGAACGCCUACUGCGAGGACGGAGGAGUACAACUUGAAGGCUCCCAAAUCGUGGAAACUUCGUCAUACGUAUACCUCGGACGUUCUAUGAACAUGGAAAACGACUUGAAGGAAGAACUGAAUAGAAGAAUGAGAGCAGCAUGGGUAGCAUUCGCAGCCGUCAGGGAAGCCACGGACCAGCUGACGGACCAAGAUCUUCGUGCCCAUCUGUUCGACUCGACAGUUCUUCCAGCGCUCUGUUACGCAGCGGAGACGUGGGUAGACACCGCGGCCACGGCUAGGAAGCUACUUACCACCCACAGAGCCCUUGAGAGAUUUCUUCUGAAGUUUAACCGGCGUACACAACACCUAGCCGGUCUUCGCAACUUCGACUUAAGAGGAAUGUCCCGUCUUCGCGACCCAGCGGAAUAUGUAUCGAAAGCAAAACAUAGAUGGGCCGGUCACAUCAUGAGAAGAAUCGACGAUAGAUGGACUAAAAGAACGCUAGAGUGGAUCCCAAGGGACGCUAAACGCCCCCGAGGAAGACCGCCAACAAGAUGGAGUGACGUGUUCGCUGCACGGAUGGACCAGCUGAGAGCUCAGCUGGAUACGGCUCAAGGACCUCGUCAACGUCACUCACGAAGCUUGAGAACAUCUUGGAUGACAAUAGCGAGGGAACGAAACGAGUGGAAGAGAUGCUGGGGCCCGCACGUCGAGUGA